CAGCCGCGGCAGCAGGGAGCUGGGAAGCUGAGAAGCCGGGAGCGCGGGGCUCAGUCGGGGGGCGGCGGCGGCGGCGGCUCCGGGGAUGGCGGCGGCUCCGCUGCUGCUGCUGCUGCUGCUCGUGCCCGUGCCGCUGCUGCCGCUGCUGGCCCAGGGACCUGGGGGCGCGCUGGGAAACCGGCAUGCGGUAUAUUGGAACAGCUCCAACCAGCACCUUCGGCGAGAGGGCUACACGGUGCAGGUGAACGUAAACGACUAUCUCGAUAUUUACUGCCCGCACUACAACAGCUCAGGGCCUGGUGGCGGGGCGGAGCAGUACGUGCUGUACAUGGUGAACCUGAGUGGCUACCGCACCUGCAACGCCAGCCAAGGCUCCAAGCGCUGGGAAUGCAACCGGCAGCAUGCCUCGCACAGUCCCAUCAAGUUCUCCGAGAAGUUCCAGCGCUACAGCGCCUUCUCGCUGGGAUAUGAAUUCCAUGCCGGCCAAGAAUACUACUAUAUCUCCACGCCCACUCACAACCUGCACUGGAAGUGUCUGAGGAUGAAGGUGUUCGUCUGCUGCGCCUCCACAUCGCACUCCGGGGAGAAGCCGGUCCCCACUCUCCCCCAGUUCACCAUGGGCCCCAAUGUGAAGAUCAACGUGUUGGAAGACUUUGAGGGAGAGAGUCCCCAGGUGCCCAAGCUUGAAAAGAGCAUCAGCGGAACCAGCCCCAAGCGGGAACACCUGCCUCUGGCCGUGGGCCUCGCCUUCUUCCUCCUGACACUCUUGGCCUCCUAGCUCUGCUCUUCCUAUGACAGAGAGGUGGGGCAGGGCUGAGAAGGAGCAGGGAGUCAGCUGUGGGGCCUACAUCCUUCUUUCCAUGGUUGGGAGUGGGGUCUGCGCUGUA
Molecule: messenger RNA, 887 nt
Organism: Phodopus roborovskii (desert hamster)
Lineage: Eukaryota; Metazoa; Chordata; Mammalia; Rodentia; Cricetidae
Gene: Efna3
Product: ephrin A3
Exons: 5
Coding region: 86-778 (230 amino acids)
Biological process (GO): axon guidance; ephrin receptor signaling pathway
Cellular component (GO): plasma membrane
Molecular function (GO): ephrin receptor binding
Source: RefSeq, a predicted model, not a curated record